Molecule: messenger RNA, 759 nt
Organism: Laccaria bicolor S238N-H82
Lineage: Eukaryota; Fungi; Basidiomycota; Agaricomycetes; Agaricales; Hydnangiaceae
Exons: 9
Coding region: 1-759 (252 amino acids)
Source: RefSeq, a predicted model, not a curated record
AUGCCGAGUUGGAAGCGUCUCACUAAAUCCACCCCAGCUUAUAACCUCUACCACAACUCUACAACAACACAAAUCCAACUCGAAGGCCGCCAUCAUUGGCUCGGCAUCGUUAGAGACGACGACAGAGAAGAUAUUCUACUUUUAACAAUCGAAUUGUCGAAAUGGAUUUUGGCAGAAGCAAAAUCUCGGCCACCAAAUACAGCGCUCAUGAUGAACACAUUUUUGGUGAUCUCUGUGGAGGCCUACGCGUCGCUUCUGCGAUCGAUUUUGGCACACCUGACCCAGAAGGGCCGUCCGAUGGAUCACAAGGUUGAAAAGGCGCUGAAGGAUCAGCUCGACAACUUUGUAGAGCUAUUCAAAGAAAAUUUUUCUAUGGCUCGGUCAACCGGAAGCUACGUUCUGCCUUCUGAAGGUGAUUUUUCUGCUUCAUUUAUGUACCCAAUUAUGUGCAUUAACAUUCACGAAGAGAAUCCAAGUUUCUUUUGUAAUGCGAGCAAUUUUACUAUCAAUGGCGGCACCUUCAUCGGUCAUAUACCUGGCACAGACCACCGUGGGGCAGAAUUUUUUCAAUCUGCAUCGGACGAUAAUUCGGCAGUCAUUCGCGGUGAUAUCGUCAGGCUGCAAGAAAUGAUCCUCCGCGCCAUGAACUUCAACAUCGCCAUCAUCGUUUUAUUUUCUGAGAGGAGGAUACACCUCUCUGAGAGGGCUGUCUAUGAUGACUUCCCGUUCCCCUCUCCUUCAGAUUACAUUUACCUCUAG